Messenger RNA from Penicillium samsonianum, 777 nucleotides. RefSeq lists its product as uncharacterized. The transcript is spliced from 4 exons. The record is from RefSeq and is a predicted model, not a curated record. Bases 1 to 777 code for a protein of 258 amino acids. NCBI's taxonomy places the organism in Eukaryota, Fungi, Ascomycota, Eurotiomycetes, Eurotiales, Aspergillaceae.
AUGCCCAAGAAGAUGACUUCAUUCCUGAUCACCGGUGCCAACCGAGGCCUUGGCCUGUGGAUGGCCACCAUCCUCGCCUCGAAGCCUGCAUCCGAGGUCAACGUCGUCAUUGCCGCGGUCCGAAAGUCCAGCGAUGCCCUGGAAAGGCUUAUUGCCGAAUCCGCAGGUCGUGUGAGACUCCUGGUCGUGCAGAUCACCGAGGAAGAGAGUGUGGAAAAGUUUGCUGUUGAGGUAGCUCAGAUCCUCCCGCACGGCCUGGAUGUCUUGAUCAACAACGCCGGCAUUAUGCAAUACUCUCCAAACUCUGAAUUGGGGGCGGAAGCUAUGAACAAUCUCAAGGAGCACUGGGAAAUCAACGUGAACAGUGUACAUCUUGUUUCCAGGGCGCUUCUCCCGAUUCUACGCAAGGGAAAGAAAAAGACGAUUGUCAACGUGUCCUCCGCGAUGGCAUCUAUCACCCAUCUAAAGGACUACAUGUUCCAGCCGACACCUGCAUACAAGAUUUCCAAAGCUGCAUUAAACAUGAUGACCGCACAAUACGCUGCUUAUCUGGAGAAGGACGGUUUCACUGUUUUCAGUAUCUGCGCUGGUUGGGCUCGAACCGAGAUGGGCUCCGAAGCGGCAGACUUGGAUCCCAAGGAAUCUGCUGAGUGUCUCCUGAAACGAGUCUUGAGCGUUACUAAAAUUGAUAACGGUAAAUUCUUCAGUGCCUUGGUUCCCUCAUGGGAAUCCAAAGGAGGCUCAAGUCGGUAUGAUGGUCGGGUUCUUCCUUGGUAA